Messenger RNA from Leishmania major strain Friedlin, 693 nucleotides. RefSeq lists its product as hypothetical. The transcript has a single exon. Lineage: Eukaryota; Euglenozoa; Kinetoplastea; Trypanosomatida; Trypanosomatidae. The coding region runs from base 1 to 693 and encodes 230 amino acids. The record is from RefSeq and is a predicted model, not a curated record.
AUGAUGGGCGAGGAGGACAGGAUGCUCAACGUGGUCGUGCUCUCCGAUGACUCGAACGAGUCGUCUCCGUGCGACCAGCUGGCGCAGAGCUUUGCCUCCAUCGCGAGCUCUCUCGGCACUCAGUGCACAUCGCACUCGGACAGCUACAGCUUCAAGGAGGGCGAUGUGCUCUUCGAGUUCGAUGAGGAGAACAGCGAGGAGAGCGAGGAGACACCGGCCGAGGCGGCGGAGAGGAUGCGCCAAGAGCGGCGCUACCAUCUUCGGUACGGCCCCAGCCGGGCAAACCGCAGCCACGACCGCCAGAGCAUUCUUUCGGCUCGCCAGAACCUACUGAACGAGUUCAUUCUUCGCGAAACCAAGGAGGCGACCGUAAGCCGCCAGGAUCACCACAUCAUGCUGCGCCAGCUGAUCAGCGCGGCGUACUUCCGCGACCCUAACCGCGUCUCCAACCGUCCGCUGUGGCGCCGCAUUAUGGCGGCCAUCGGAAAGGAGUACUACGGCUCAAAGGCUAUCUUCUCACUCUCCCCUGACCCGUACGAUAGCGUCGUGGCGAAGCUGUCGUCGAUGAUGCUCUGGGACGAUGAGAUCCGCCACUGGGCGUACGGCUACUGCGACUCGGAGAUAACCCGCCGCCGCAACGCGCAGGUCGAGACGCUGAAGAAGCUGGAGGCGAGCGGAAGGCUCUUCUUGUAG